Messenger RNA from Camarhynchus parvulus, 12506 nucleotides. It is a transcript of the gene DERL1, whose product is annotated as derlin 1. Lineage: Eukaryota; Metazoa; Chordata; Aves; Passeriformes; Thraupidae. Gene Ontology annotation, cellular component: endoplasmic reticulum membrane; Hrd1p ubiquitin ligase ERAD-L complex. Gene Ontology annotation, molecular function: misfolded protein binding; ubiquitin-specific protease binding. The transcript has 8 exons. Bases 205 to 960 code for a protein of 251 amino acids. The record is from RefSeq and is a predicted model, not a curated record. Gene Ontology annotation, biological process: endoplasmic reticulum unfolded protein response.
CCGCUCCGCCCCCGGGGCGGGACUCCCGGCUGCCGGGGCGGGGCCGGAAGCAGCAGCGGCGGCUCGGCCGAAUUCGGUGGCGCCACGUCUGGCUCGGGGUCCCCUCCGUGACCGGGCGGCGGGAGUGGCUGAGCCCUCGUCUCGUCUCUUCUUCAGCGGCCGGUUCGCGGCGAGGCCUGGGCAGCGGCCAGGCGCGGCUGCAUCAUGUCGGACCUGGGGGACUGGUUCCGAAGCAUCCCUCUGAUCACGCGCUACUGGUUCGCCGGCUCCAUCGCGGUUCCGCUCGUGGGCAAGUUGGGCCUCGUCAGCCCCGUCAACCUUUUCCUCUGGCCUGACGCCUUCAUCCACCGCUUCCAGAUCUGGCGGCCGAUAACAGCAACUUUCUUCUUCCCAGUGGGACCUGGAACGGGAUUUCUCUACUUGGUGAAUUUGUAUUUCUUGUAUCAAUAUUCCUCACGACUAGAAACAGGGGCUUUUGAUGGAAGGCCAGCAGAUUACAUGUUCAUGCUCCUGUUUAACUGGAUCUGCAUUGUUAUAACUGGCUUGGUAAUGGACAUGCAGUUGCUGAUGAUUCCACUCAUCAUGUCAGUACUUUAUGUGUGGGCCCAGCUGAACAGAGACAUGAUUGUAUCAUUCUGGUUUGGAACAAGAUUUAAGGCCUGUUACCUUCCAUGGGUUAUUCUGGGAUUCAACUACAUCAUUGGUGGAUCAGUCAUCAAUGAGCUGAUAGGAAAUCUGGUUGGACACCUGUAUUUCUUCUUAAUGUUUAAAUAUCCAAUGGAUUUGGGAGGAAGGAAUUUUCUGUCCACACCUCAGUUCCUUUACCGCUGGCUGCCAAACAGGAGGGGAGGAGUGUCGGGCUUUGGUGUCCCUCCUGCCAGCAUGAGAAGGGCUGCAGAAGAUCAGCAGGGUGGUGGAAGACACAACUGGGGCCAAGGUUUCCGGCUAGGGGACCAGUGAAGAGUUCCUGCCCUUGGAAAUCAGCAAUUCUUCGGUGUCAAUUGGACGUAGAGCUGACCGUUCCUGGUGCAGAGCAUGCUUAAGAACUGAGCUCUCUGCAGUACUCUUGGAUUUAACUGAUUAGAAAGAAUGUUUCUGGUUCAAGAGCCAAUUAAAAACUCCAGAAGGAAAAAAUGUAGAUCUUGCUCCAGGUUAGCCAGUAGUGUCCAGUGUGAUUCUGCCAUUAAAAAUAAGCCUUCUUUAUACAGUAUUGUCUGUCACAACAGGAUCCAUUGGCUGUCCUGUUCCAUGAUGUGAUGGAACAAGCUAGUGGUAUUCUAUCUUGCCUGGUAUGUUAAAAGCUUUGUUGACCACAGUAAAGUAAGAAUCUAGUGUGAGGCAGAUGUCUCAAACAAGCCCCCAAGUUUAGGAAGCUGACUUUUUCCAUAGCUGUGCUUAAGUCCCAGGGUCUUUGGAAACAUUAUUUAAGUGAUAUCUCUCUGAUGCAUUCAUAAAGCAAAUUGCAAAUGUUGCAUUUCUGUUAUUAAGCUGUGUUUUGAGCAGAGCUGUUUCUUGCCACGCAGCAUUUGUCCUACCUGUUACAUCAUGGGCUGGGCAAGGCUAAGGAUUAGAGGGCUUUUGUUGAAAUGGCAAUAACAGAUAUUAUUCACAGAAUUGAAAUCUCUGAACUUUUCAUGGCAUGUUACAAAGCUUAUUCUGGUGAAACUGAAGUCUGGUAUGUUUUUUUCCCCCCCAAAUCUGAAUUCUUGGCUUCAAGGUUUCUCUUUUGGUUGCCAAAUUGGAUAGCAUAAAUACUGCUUAAACUAGAAAAUGUAACAUUGUUGUGGUUAAGGGCACUGACUGCAGCGUUGUUUAACCGAAUCUUCAGCUUUAUCUUAAAAGCUUUAAGACGUCUAAGAAUCAAAGCUGGAAAUAAUCUUUUGCAGGGUGAAGAUACAAUGUAACAGGUUACUGCAGGACCUUCAUUGUCAAAUAAGAAAUUACAUACACUGUUUAUUAGCAUCUGUACUAUUUUUGGUAAAAAUGUUUGACAUGGAAAAGGGAAUGAUUCUGUACAGCAGUUUUCCUUGCACUGGGUUCCCAUGGGCAGAGCAUGUGGCUAAGAUCCAGGAAGCUGUAAUGCCAGCUUGUUACUGACUCACUGCAUGCUCUUGAGCAAACUUCUUACUUAUCUCAGUUUUCCCAGCUGUAAGAAGGACUUGUGCAUGUCUCACAGCAUUCUUACAAGACAGCUGUCCCUGACUCCCUAGGUGGGAGCUGCUAGUGAGCAAGUAAGGCUUAGGUUUACAUAAAUCCAACACUUCAGCUAGGAACACAAUUACUCUAACCUUAGCCAAGACUAAGUCAGAAUGUAGUUGCUCACUUUUUGUUUUGUAGUCAGAGGAGGACGAGUGUUGUCACUAGGAUAAAUUUCAAGUCUGAUGAAUUGUCCUUUAGCAUUUAUCUCUUGUGGGGCACAGAAAGCUGUUCUGCCCCAGCGUGGGUAUCUCAGGUAACUGUAAGUAGGUGAAGUGAAUCUGGGCUGAUACAUUUUUAUUACUACUUUGUUUCUUCACUAAACUUGGGUUCUGAAGGUGUAAAAACUUGUAAAUACUAGGUGAUGCAAAGCUGAGUGGAAAAUGAGCAGUUAGAUGAAAUUAAAAAGAAAUGCAUGUUCCAUGUCUUCACUGCAACUCAGUUAAGUUGAUUUGGCUUGUGGAGAAAUGUAGAAAACUGGUAAGGAUUAUACUGUGUGCUUAAGUUUUACAGGAACUUGGAGUUUAGAAAUCACCUGCCAUUUUUGUCUGUUUGGGGAUGAGUUUUAAAAAUGGUCUUGUCUCUUUCUUUGUGUAAAAUGGUAGGUAGAAAAGAGGAGUGCUGUGUUGUAAAUACAGAUUUAUCCUUCACCAACAGCUGUUAUUUGAUGUGGACUUGAAUAGUCUGAGAAUCAUCAUUUUGAGUCUUUUUAGUCAUAGGAAUUUCACAGUCUCCAAAGCAUUUGUCUUCAUUUUGAGUCAGGACCCAACUUCUAAGUGAAGAUGCAAUAGUUUGUGACUCAGCUAAACCCCUGGCACACUCCAACUGCAGAAUAUCUCUGUACAGAGGGCCCAAAGGAAGGCUUCAGUGAGAGAAAGCUCAGCAAAAGGCAUUGUCCUGGCCCACUGCACUGCAUGGGGUCUUGCUUUCUAGUAUGUCCUCCUUCUCUAAAUUAAGAGGAAAAAGUUUGCAAGGAAAAUAGACUUCUUAUAAACCUUGAUUAUCUUCUGAGCUGCUUCAGGUCAAUUUACUUUGUUUAUGGAAAAUUCACUUCAGAAUUCCAUAUUACAAGUUCAGUUUGUUUGUUUCUCAGUUUGUCACUUGACCUGAACUGCUGUUUGUCCUCCCACAUACAUUAAUAAUGGCAGUCUCUUGUUAAAAUGAGUACCUCCUUUCUUAUUUUGUACAGAUAAUUUCCCUUUUUGUAAUCAAUUUUUGUUGGCAAAGUUUUAAAUUAAAAUUUUAAUCUGUGUUACUGUCUUUGUUUUGCUAAAUCAUAUUUCAGCUUAAGACAAGCCUUGUGAUCUGCAGGUCCGUGGGUAUUGUCUGAGAGCUGCACUGUGACACCAUCUCCUGCUGUUGAUAGAAGUACUCACAAAAUGACCUGCUUUUAGGUGGGAGUCUUGUCUUCUCUGAUCAGUAGCAAAAUCAUAAAGGCAUUUUCUUUGUCUCUUUCUACACCGUGAGUUUUGACAGACUGUGUCCUUCUGGGCUAUUACCAUUUUACAGCUGUUUUUUAUAUACUUGAUUAUCAAUUCUUUGUCAUCUGGGAGAAAGCAUCCUUCUACCUACCCUCAAACUUUGUGGGAUUGAUACAGAUCACUUACUUUUCCAGAGGUAAGCUUGGAAUUCUGCAGUACCCUCUCUGUCCAGACUGAUGUGCACAGCUGCCAGAACUCCUUUUGAGGCUUUUACUGUAGCUGAUUUGGUGAUGGACACAUUGGGCAUCCUCUGACUCUUCAGCCCUCAGCGUUCAUCUGACUGCACUUUUCCUGUUUGUUACCAUAGUAGCAUCAAAGAAAAUCAUGGACUUGGUACAUGAAGCACUGUAUGAAUUAUUUGUGCUCCUUGUCUGGACAGGCUGGGUCCAUACUAAGCAGAAGAGCAUGACAAGUGCGUGCCUUUUGAGUUUGCUCCAGCUGCAUAAAGAGUCAGCAGAAGAGCCAAGAAUACGAAAUCAAAUGCUUCAUCUGUCAUUCCUGUCACUUCAUCUUAGCAACAGCUCCUCUCUCAGCACAGCUCAGUGAUGUGGUGUUCCAGUGACUUAAUAAGAAAUAAUCUGUUGUCAUCCAAUGGUUGCACUAGGAAAACUGAGAGUCUUUCAUUUUCAGGGGAGCAUGUUGUUUGCACCGCAACAUGAGAUUCUUUCUGUGUUUAUGUAUUGCUGUGUGCCUUACCAGGGAGGCAGAUUGCUUUGCCUUGGUGGUUCAGGUUGUGAGCUGGAGAGAUACACUCCAGUUUACAGUUUGAAGCUUCUGAUAAACAAGUCACUUUGUAAUGACUUUGUUAUCCUGUUCUGCAUCCAUAAAUGAAGAUGAUUCACACUCUCCCUUGUUCUGUGCUAGACUUAGGAUGAUGGAUCCAUCUGUACUUGUAUAGUAUGACAGAGCACUAAUUUUGGUAAAGGUGUUCUUAGCAUUGCUAUUGCCUGCACUAGUAAAUGGAUUUUCUUGUUCUAAGCAUCCCUAGAUACUUAUUUUGCCAUGGAUGAUAGUAACAGUGUGAAGUUCAGAAUUAAGUCUGUUGUCAUGAUUUGAUUAAUUAAGCUAAAUACUGUAAUAUGUGCAUAUUAAGCAGAAUUACUUACAUCUACAAGGUGAUGAUGUGCUGUUCUCUAGAAUUGAAAAGAUGAGAACACUUCAGCUGCUUGUGUUUCUCAAGCACACUGUUCAGGUGAUGAAAGGAAUUCCAUUUGCAGCCAUGGCUCACCCUUUCAUCAUCUGGAACAGGAUCUAGGAGUGCUUACACUACUUGGGAGCACAAGUGCAUGAAAGAGCUGUAGCUGUGGGAUGCUGGCAAGGCCAGUGCGGAAUCUUGUUGAUGUUGGGCAGGGGGGAGGGGGGAAAUGAUGAUGAAAUCCUAAUUCUGGUGCAUCAUUUUUUUAAAUUUUGCUCCUUCUCCAAAAGGCAAAGCACUUCUAAAAUGCCAUUAGAAUCAAAUCAGGUUUUAAGGCCACAUUUCUCUGACUGCCAGACCAAUCCUAACCCUUUGUGAUGAGGGAUAUGGCCACUGGAGGUAGUGUUCAACAUCAAAACCCUGGAAGUAGUCAUCUUACAUCUGAAUAUUUACAAUAUUUCUUAAGAGGAUGUGUGUAUUUAGUCCUUAGACUGGGUGUGGAUUAAAGGACAGCAGGUGGAUCUGUCUAUUAUUGGUUUCAUUGUCUUUGCCCCUGGAGGUGUGAGGAUGCCUGUACCAACCCUUGGCUUGUUAAGCUGCUUGGCCUCUUCACACUACAGAGUUCAGGUCACCUUGUGGCAUUGAGUUAAAUGGAGGAAGUUUCUUUCAAGUUAGUGUAUCAGUUCACCCUCCCCAAUGAACCUAGGCCUCUUUGUAGUUAACCCUAACAGACCCCUCAGUCUCUUAAAAUCAGAGCUCCCUCACCUGCUCCAUCUGGAAAGGCUUUUUUAAGCACUUGUCUUCCUUAAGACUGACUGGCCUGGCUCUGCUCAGUGCUGGUGCUGUGAGAGCUGCCCUGGGCCCUGGGGUGUGGAGAGGGCCCAGGAAGGGUAGGGCUGCUGGAGUGCCCCUCCUGCACAGUGUGGUUCCUAUAGAACAGAGGGUCUUGGAUCAGUGCAAUCCAAACUGCUUCAGCUCCUGGUGCUGCUGCAGGUGUGCUCAUAGCCCCAGGCUGUGGGGAACAGGUUCUGUGAUGGAGAAAUGCAAUUUGGGUCACAUGGUGGCUUCGUUUUAUUUUUUGGGAAAGCGGUGUGGUGUUAGUGUAUGAAUGAGGUAGCAAAGCCUAAGGUACUGUUUUUCAGGUGAAACAAUAUUUUUCAUCAGUCAGGAAGGGAUCUAAAGUUGCUAAGAAGUUGUGUUUUAAACUGCACUUGAAAAUGGGAAAGAAAAACAUUAAUUAGGGAUUGUAUUCAUAGAUCAGAGAAUGUUUUUCAAAGUGCUUUUUUAUCUGCCAUAUGGGCUCAGAAAGUGGCAGUCUCCAAUCAGACUGCAAAGAAAAGCAACACCUGUCUCUGUCCUCCUCUACUGAAUCCUUAACCCCACAGAAGGAGGAGGGCAAAGGGAGACACUGCUCAGUAUUUAUUGGUACCACCAGCUGGUCUCAGGGAUGUGCCUUUGGCUGGAAGGGAGCCUUGAUUGUGUGCCUGUUACACCCCUUACCUGUCUUUUUAAGCAGUUGUCCAUUGACUCUGAACUACCUGUGCUUACUGCUAUAAGAGUUUAAGUAACUGCAAAAAGAAAAUGGCAUAUGUGUGCCUUGGGCAUUGGCCUUACUUGUUUUAGGGGUUUAAGCUAAGGAGUUAACUUUAACUAAUGUUAAUGUUUUGGUAUUUUCACUCUGGAGCUUUUACAUACAGAAUAAUUUUCUUAAAAUCUGAUCCAAAGCUCAGCUGCUAGAGGGUUUGGGGUUUUGAAUGUAUAAACGUCUAGGAAAGUUAAUCUUGUCAUGUUUCCUGCUCUGUCUCGCUUUUCUUCCCCAAGGUAUGUAAGAUCAAAAUCCAAUUAAUGUUGGAAAAGGAAAGCAAAGAUUCUGAGGCAGCUUCAAGAAGCUUGAAGACCCCAAAGCUUUAUGCAACUUAUGGCAUUAAGAGCUUUUGUUUUUCUUUUGGCCUUGUGUUGUGUAAAUUCAGAAACCAGACUACAUCUUUAGGGAUUAAUGUUCUUAGAAGAGCCUGGUUGGGAUCUACAAGCAGGAGGGCAAAAGUUUUUUAAAAGUUCAAACUUUUGCUGUAAUUAGAAGUGCUCUGGUUCAUCCAGCACAGCAAUAUUUGGGGUUUUUUCUACUCUACAGCUCUGUCUUAGCAAUAUUCAAACUGAAGUGCAGCCCUUGCUUGUUCACAGGGACAAUUCCUCUCUAGCUGAAUCAACAUCUGCUUUGGCUUUGGUAGUCCAGGAUGAGCACAGCCAGGGCAGGGGCUCCCCAGGGAGACCAGCACACCUCAGCAUGACAAAAACAUCCAUGGGGGCUAAGAGGAAGAGUGGGAGGUGUGAGCUGGCAGUAAGCUUGUUUUAUUUGACUUCCCUUAAUUGGUGGGGCUAUACAGCCUAGGAGGGAAUAGGACAGAUAAGGGUGAGGGAAUGGCCAUAUCAUUUUGAGGAGUCCUGGUUUGGCACCUCUUGGGUACAGCCAUUCCCAGGGUAUGUCAGGAAAGCCUCUUGAGAUGAAAACUGCUGUUCCUGAAGGCUGUGGAAGGGAAGGCUCCUAAUGUGAAAAUAAAGGGGCAAAGCCUUGGUGUGUACAGAAGGGAGGUUCUUAGCUGGAGAUCAGACCUGUGUGUGCCUGCAACAUGUACAGGCUUCACUGGAACAGGAUUGCAAAGAAAUUGUGUGUGAGGGGAGGUGGGGUGCAACAUGAGAGUGUUUUAUUUGGAUGAUACUGAUGAGGAUGAAAUGCUUCAGAUUUUUAUUUCUAAAAUGACAUUUCAGUUAUCUUAGGAGGUAUGGUGGGUUUUCUGUUUUGCUUUUAAAAUUCAAGUCAACCCUUAAAAGCUGAAAUCAGAGCCUACUUUUUUGAUUGGGGCAAAACAUUUCUGCAGCCUUUGUUUCCAGAACUGUUAUGGUGGUGGUGGUGGCUUUUCACUGCAAUAAAAUUAAAAAAAACAAAAAAAGGCUCUUGUCUGAGAUGAGACUUGUAUGUUGGAAAAAAGGCCUCACUUGAGCCAUUGGGUCAGUGGGUUUCUAUCUCUUUUGCUCCCUGAGCAGGGAGUACCUGAAGGGGUUUAAGAACCUGGAGCUUCUGGGCAGUUUCUGCAUUCAUGGUGAAAGCUUCCUAGCAUGUCUGUUGCUCUCACUGGUGUAGUUACAACCUGAUUUUUUGUUUUCCUGUAUGUUUUAGUUAGAACAGUAUUAUUUCAUUUAAGUCUACAAUCCUUCUUUUUCAUCUGAAACUGCACUCAAAGCAUUGGGGCCAAUUUUAAUGUUUCACAAUAGCACAGGAGGAGGAGGAGGGAUAUUCUCAGCUCUACUGCACUGGCCCCACACCCACUGCCUGCAUUUUGCAGAGGCAGACAAGACUUACAGGGGCACCAGAUGCACCUGCAGAAUGUAAAUCCUCAUUAGUUUAGAGAGCCUGGGCAGCCUGUAACAGGGAUCUUCACCCAUUGCCUGCUGUGACUGCCAUCAUACAUAAAGAACUCCAAACCAUUUUCAGAAGUUGAGCCUUGCUACUUAAAAUCAGGUGCCCAGUAGCAAUACUGGGUUUAUAGCAAUUUCUAAUCUUUCUUGCCUCUUCUGCUGUCUGUCAUGCAGGCAGGAAAUUACCAAUCUCUUAUUUUUUUCACCCCUUUAGGUGAUAACCAGUCUAAUACCUCUUCCCUUGCUUACAUCCAUCUCUGUUUUCCAGAAUCAGCUGCUUGUUCUCUCAGAUGAUCUGAUGAAUUUAACUAGUUUAACUCAAGAAUUCUUGUCCUUAAAUGCCACUUGAGCUUUUGGAGUUGCUACUUCAGAAGAAGAGUUUUUGUGCUGUCUUACCCAAUCUUUUUCUAGUUGUUGUAACUGAGCAUCCAGUGCUUUCUCCAAACCUUCUCUUUGUUUCUGUGGUUCAGAGCCACCCCAUGUGGAUGUGCAUGGACUGUUUUGGGAGCAGAGGGGAGUGUGCAGUCAUUGCUGUGUCACUGCAGACAUUUCGCUCUUCCCAAACAGAAGGGAAGCUGUGAUUACCCAAAUGGUGAGCUCUGCUUGCUUCUCACCUGGACUGUCUGACCCUGGGAGAUCUCACCAGGCUGUGAGUCCUUGGAUGAACCAUUGCCUUCUUAAGAGAUGGAUUUGUGGGGUUCACAGAUCCACCCAUUAAGAAAUUACUUUUCUCAUCUCUAACAAAGCAUUUCCCCCCACCUUGCACCCAUUAUUCUGUCAUUUUCAAAUAGCAAAUUCCUCUGUGUAAUGUAUCUUUCAAGAAAAGAAGAAAUAGUAAAAGCCAUUGAUAUAAGUUCAUGUCAUUUAACCUUUCUGGGCAAGUAGAAUUAGAGGAGAAAAUCCUGUAUUGGAUGUGUAGGUGUGGUGAUACUGCACCUUGAAGGUCUGGUAAAUCUCUAGGAACUGUAUCAGUCUAAUUUCUUGAAAGCAGGCAGAUACCAACAGGCCCUGGGGCAGUAUUGUCUGGUUAAGCAGCUAAGUGGGCAGGGGGAUGUUUUAGCUGGAUGCAGUUUCUGUGCUGAAGGAUCUCAGACAGCUCUGCAGCUGCUAUUAGAGCACAGCUCAUUGGGCCAAAUAUUUACUGUAUAAUUUAAUACAAACAACAUAAGCUAAUGCAUCUGCCCCCCUAUAGAAAGUCUUUGUCUUCUAAAUCUGCUCUUGCCAGUUCUUCCAAGUUCUGCUAGACCUUUCUGUGUCCCUUUGUGCAUCUUGAAUGAGAUCAGUGACUUCCAAGGCUGGCUCUAGUGGCGUGGCUCCUUCCACAGAGCUGCCCUCUGAAGCCACAAGGAAACCCUGCUGAGUAGGGAGUUUCUGUUAAUGUGCAAUCGAGUCAUGAUAAGACCAGCUAGGAAAGAUAAGGUUCCCAACAAGUGGUGGGACAAUGAGCAGGGAAAUGGAGUAUGGAAGACUCUGUGAUUAAUCCUGACCCCUGGCUGCAUUGUUUAGAGGAAAAGCCCUGCUGAAGAGGAUGCGUGGACAUGGUGCUGAAGGGGAGGGAAAGCAGGAGAAAUCCAGGGAAAAGAGUAGAAAGCAGGAAAGUGAUUGAUUGUUCCUCUGUGACCAUGAAGGCAGCACUCUGACCCUGGGGAGGGCUGUCUCAGAGUAGUUUAGUCCUAAUGCCCUCAUGGCUGCAAAGCCAGAGGGAAUUCAGUCACGCUCCAUGGGGUGAACUGGUUUUUAAUGCUCAGGGAAGGGCUCGUUCCUGCUCGCUCUCUGGGGAUGUGGUGGCACACCCUGCCCUGGCAGUGCCAGCUGGGCAGCAGGUUGUGGGACACUGGGGCAGGGCUGUGUGUCCCCAGCAGCCAGGAGAGGGGCAGCCCAGCACAUGGCAUCUCCCUCGCAUUUGGUGUUCUGUAACUCAGCACUGUUUCACUGCCAAGGUCAUUUUUACUGGAUAUGUACCUUGCUGUAUCACUGCUUUGCUUUCUUUUGACCUGAGGUGUAAAUUAAUCUAUGGGCCAAAUCACUCACUCUCUGAACUAUGAAAAUUUAAUCUUUUUCCCUUUCAGAGUAGUAUCUUAAAAUUGCAAGCUUUGCUAAGUAUAUGCCAACAGGUGAGCUUGCUCUUAGGUGCUGCUGGGCAGGGAGCAAUUGUAAAGCCAAUAUAGGAGGGCAAUUUUGUAGACUUGCAUUUUUUUCUGAGUAUACCACUGUGUGUCAGGCUUCAGCUUUGCUAUGUGUUUGCCAGAAAAACAGCCACAGACUGGCACUGGUAAAGAGCUGAGGAAUAAGGGUGUGAAAGGAAAAGAAAAAUUGAAAGGAAAAUUAUACUGGUGCCUUAGACCUGCAGUCCCCUUUUUUGAAUAGCAGUUACAACAGAGACCAUUUGAGCACAACUGUUUUUUCCCCUACCCUUUUACAUCUGUCUUGCAACCUGAAUGAUGAUGGGUUUAAGAAGCUCUUAGCCUGGGGUCGUAUUGAAGGACUCAUCUAGUGUUGAACAAGCAUGGAUGUCAAUUAAGAAAUGGUUACCUGCAGAAGAUAAUUCAGGGAGAAUAUGAUUGAAAAGAAGUGCUGAUUUUUCUUGUCUGUCAGCCUGAUCCUUGACUUGCUUAGGUGCUGGUGACUGUGUUUCAGUAGUAUCAAAUUAAUACAAGUUAUGCCAGGCAUGGAAAUAAGGCAGUUCUGGCUGGCAUCAAGAAAUGGAUAAUAAAACCUGAUAAGCUCCAAGCAGCUUUUAUAUGUAUUCUUAUGUUGGGCAUAUUGGAUUAUUUUUAAAAAUUGUUAAUGCUGUGGCUGUGAAGAUGAGUUAAGAACUUCAGUGUGCAGGAUGCAGAGGAGAUAACAGUUUUGGCUCUACAGACAACUGGGAUGAGGUUCACUGAGUAUUGCUGGAAGAGUCUGUUUAAAACAGGCCAGCAGGAGCUCUUCAUUUAAAAACUGCCCCAUGCCUGUGUCCUGAGGUUCUUUUGCAACUGCUUAGGUAAAUCAGCUUUUGCCAAAGAGCUGGGAUGAGGAGGAGCACUGGGAGUUAUAACUCUGGCAAGCUGAAGUUGCAGAUGGCCACAAGCAGUGGCUUUGGGAGAGGUGGGAACUGCUCUUUUUCAGAAGGAGUGUCAACACUAUAGUGAAAAUUUAAACACUGUAAUUUUGUCUGAUGAAGGUCAGUGCAGCAGCAUCUGCAGAUGCCCUGAAUUAGUGGGUUGUGCUUUUACUGAGCAAAAACAUUUUUCUCCUGCUAAGGGCCACCUGGAAGUUAUUUCUGAGUAAAGCAGGAAAGUUUCAUCAACCUGUAUGACUUCAGUUCCCAAGUCACUUGUAUAAAAAAAAAAUCACCUUCUAAAUGAAUAAGUAGGAGUGGGAGGUAUAAGAGACUCAACAAAAUAGGCCAAAAGGCCAAGCACAUUAUCAAUAAGCCUAUUCUGCUGCUGCCUUGCUGAGGACAAAGUGCUGAAGACAUUGUUCAGCGCCACCACCUGCUCCCUGAGAGAGGUGUACUUCACUUUUGUUUAGAUGUUGAAAUGCCCUUGAAACUCAGGCACAGGGUGUGAUUCUUGGGUAUCCCAUGCAGGGCCAGGAAUUGGACUCAAUGAUCCUGAUGGGUCCCUUCCAACUCAGCAUAUGCUGUGAUUCUACAAAAGCAGAAUCCUCUGAGAGGGGGUGAUUUGGACAUAAGUUCAUGUUUGGCAAAGCCUUGUCUGGGCUGUGGGGCUGUGCUGUGCCAGGGUGGCAGCAGCCCCACUCUGGGACAGUGCUGAGCACAGUGACACCAGGGCACUUUGGGCCCAGCAGUGCUCAGUCCAGUGUCCCUCCUAUGGAUGGCACAAAAUUGCUCAAUGUGAGUCUGAAAAGAGGGUGGUGAUGUCCAGGUUCAAGUGCAGGUCAAGUAUGAAGAAAACAAAACAAAGCCUCAGCAGCCUCCUGUGAUUUAGAUGGGCAAAACUCCCACCCUGGAGGACAAAACUGCACUCUUUGGAUAAGUGCUUAUCAUUCUUGAAGCUGGCACAGCAGAGCAGAGCAGUCCAUGCUUCAAAAAGCAAAGUAAUUAAUUCUCCUUGCUCUCAGCCUCAGCAGUCUCUGAUGUGCAAUGCUGCACUGCAACCAGGCAUGGAGAAACUUUCUUCCCAAUCAAAAGAAGUAUUCAUUUUUUUACUCUGAUACAGCAGGGUUGGUCUUCCUUUCAAUAUUAAUGACAAGGAGACAAUGUCUUCCUUGCCUUUCCAUGACCUUCAGUGUUUGUGCUUUGUGUUAAAAUUUCCAUUCCCCCUCCCUAUUCAAAU